Cylicocyclus nassatus is the source of this 1054-nucleotide messenger RNA. The record is from the annotation of a GenBank genome assembly. Lineage: Eukaryota; Metazoa; Nematoda; Chromadorea; Rhabditida; Strongylidae.
AUGCAACUAUGGGAAUACGACUGUGGGAAGCCAAUAAUCAAUGCAAGUGUACUUUGCGGCUGGAAUCUCCUUUUCACGACGUGGAAAGCGAGUCAGCAGGUGCGUGUAAUUCAACAAUGUGUCAGCGUUGUGGACAGGCACUGGUCUGUGUCAUCAAAGGCCGAAACCCGCAAGUUCGAUGCAACAAAGCUGCCCCCACUCGCGGUUUCUGUUUUCGUCCGACAUUACUUGAAAGGUGAACACGUGGUAGAGAAUUUGUCGCUACGUGAUACAGCUGCAGUCGUACAUCUGGCACAAAUUAUAGGAAGUUCGACCCUACUAAGCCGAAUAUGUCGAACCCUAGAGACCAUUGCGGCUCAAAGCGAUCGUGAUCUUUGCCUGUGCUACGUAAUAUCGUACGCCUGUCAACUUCCAAUAAGCAGGCAGUUUGCAAUCAUGAUCCGUAAGAAGUUUGAUGCUAUUCAAUCAACAUUGCGCAAAAGUGUUGAAGACCCUGAAAUGUUAGUUCCGUUGUUAGAGAGUUGCGACAUCCUCACAUCUAGUGAAAGGAAUGUAGCACUGUUUGCUAUCGACUGGUCUUUCUUUCAUAAAGCAAGUAGCCAACAAUGUUUACGAUUGUUGAAUUGCGUACGGAAGUCUUUCCUGUCGUCUGAGGAUACCGAUAAAUUAGCAACUUACGUACGAUUAUGUGACAAUGACGAGAUUUGCGUGGCCUGGAUGGCGUAUGUCACAAACCCCAACUCCAAGUUGUGCUGGAAUACCGGCCAUAUCAUGGACAAGAUGCCGCGAUGUGGUGCAGGACCGUAUGGGACGCAAACCUCUCCGGCAAAAGGCCUCGCUCCUCAGGAUCGUCACACUAUCCCAAGUGUAGAAACUCGUCGAAGGAUUCAAGAACUUAGAAGAAGUCCAUCGUUGCCGCCAAGAAGAGACCUUCAGUGGGGACCGCAACGCAUAAGGCGGUCGACGAUCGUGAAAACCGCUCUUACCAAGGGUUUCUCAGAAUUACGUGCCAUGUUCAGGCGCAAUACUAACAAAUGAGUGCAAUAAACUUGUU